This is a messenger RNA of Mercurialis annua (annual mercury), 1635 nucleotides long. Its product is annotated as transcription factor TCP9-like. NCBI's taxonomy places the organism in Eukaryota, Viridiplantae, Streptophyta, Magnoliopsida, Malpighiales, Euphorbiaceae. The record is from RefSeq and is a predicted model, not a curated record. The transcript has a single exon. Gene Ontology annotation, molecular function: DNA-binding transcription factor activity; sequence-specific DNA binding. Gene Ontology annotation, cellular component: nucleus. Bases 355 to 1551 code for a protein of 398 amino acids.
GGACCACCAAAAAAAGCAUCAACCAAUAAAAUCGAUCCACUUGAGACUUUUCUGACACCCACACUUGUACACCACCCAAUUAGCUUCACUCUCUAGAAUGCCACCACCACCACUGGGUCCACUUGAAUUGUGGGACCUCUUUUUAUUUCACCAACUAAUUCCUGACACGUCCAUUUUCCAUGAUCUUAUCCCAUCCGUUUGAUUUCUUCUUACUCUCCCCACCUUCCAAAUCCCUAACCAAAGCUUAAUAUUUUACACAAACACCAAAAGAGAAACAGACAGAGAGAGAUCAGAUACACAAAACACUUAUUAUUUUCCUGGGAAACAAACACUCUUCUUUCUUGAGAAAAUUAAAUGGACGCGGAUGAUGAUGAAGGAGGUGGCUCUGAUCUCAGUACUAGCGCUGGCGGCGGCGGUAGUGGUGGUGGUGAUAUGCAUGAACAAUAUAAUUACGAGAUUAACAUCAAUAACUCCAACAAUACUAAUAAUGCUCGCUCUAUGAUUUCUACCAUUGAUGAGACGGACGCGUUUCAACUUAUGCCGUUAAAAGAGGAACCGUUUGACUCCGACUCGCCUCCUCCUCCGCAAGCGCCGCCGUCUAUUGGUAUGGUUCCGAUGGCUAUGAAGAUGCCAAUGUCUAUACCCAUGCCCAUGCCAGUAACGGCCAAUAGCAGUGCGACAAAUAGACGCUCCUCAACCAAGGACCGCCACACCAAAGUAGAGGGGCGUGGCCGGAGGAUCCGAAUACCCGCUACAUGCGCCGCCAGGAUUUUCCAGUUGACCCGAGAAUUAGGCCAUAAAUCAGACGGCGAAACCGUCAGAUGGCUUCUCGAACACGCCGAACAAGCUAUUAUUGAAGCUACCGGCACUGGAACCGUUCCCGCCAUAGCAGUUUCUGUUGGCGGAACCCUAAAAAUACCAACAACAACACCAAACAAUAACGACGGCGCCGAUACCAAGAAACGCAAACGCCCUUCGAAUUCAGAGUUUUGCGAUAUUAGUGAAGCGCCAGUUGCUCCGAUUUCUCAAAGCUCCGGGCUAGCGCCGGUGACCCCAACCGCCGUAGCAGCAACUCAAAUUCCACAGGGAUUAGUACCCAUAUGGGCGGUGGCCAACACAGGUGUUAAUAUGAAUAUGAAUAUGAUGAUACCCGCUAACACUUUUUGGAUGAUACAACAACCGCCAACUGCAAAUCCGGCGACCCAACAGCCGCCGCAGCAGCCUCAGUUAUGGGCGGUCUCACCUUCAAUAACACCAAUUUUCAACGUGGCAGCCGCCGCUAGGCCAAUAUCAUCAUUUGCUAAUAAUAGUAAUGACCAGUUAGCAUUACCCAUGGAGGUAAAGGCGGUACCGUCGCCAGCGGCUGUAGUGACGAGUACGUCUGUGGGAGCGAAAGUGGCGAAGAAGAAAUCAACGGUGGCGGCGAGUGUGAGUUCUAGCGGCGGUAGUGGGAGUAGCAGUGGCGGAAAAGCUCAAAUGUUGAGGGAUUUUUCUUUAGAGAUAUAUGAUAAACAUGAGUUGCAGUUCAUGAGUGGUUCUGGUAAUGAGUAAGCUUAAAUGAAUAACUAAUUGUAGUCACUAAUUCAUAUGAUGUUAAAGUAAAUUAAUAAGAUUAGUAAUCUUUGUUUUGCUUAA